Molecule: messenger RNA, 1549 nt
Organism: Drosophila novamexicana
Lineage: Eukaryota; Metazoa; Arthropoda; Insecta; Diptera; Drosophilidae
Product: transmembrane emp24 domain-containing protein eca-like
Exons: 5
Coding region: 123-1529 (468 amino acids)
Biological process (GO): endoplasmic reticulum to Golgi vesicle-mediated transport; intracellular protein transport; Golgi organization
Cellular component (GO): Golgi apparatus; endoplasmic reticulum; endoplasmic reticulum-Golgi intermediate compartment
Source: RefSeq, a predicted model, not a curated record
UAUUUGCGUCAUAAGAAUAUGGCGAAAUUGCAGUUUUCCUAUUGCGUUGCAACGUGUAAUCUUUGAUUCAUUUAGUUAUAUCAUCAUAUAGUCCAUGUUCGAGUAAGAAUUUUUGUUAAAAUAUGCGCAACGAAUUAAUCUGCCUGGCCCUGGUUUUAUGCACGCUACACAGCGCCUGCGGUUUAUACUUUCACAUGUCGGAAACGGAGCGCAAAUGCUUCAUUGAAGAGGUGCCCGAUGAGACAACUGUGAUUGUCAAUUACAAGGUGGAGCUAUAUGAUCCGGGUUCAAAUGGCUUUAUGCCAUCUUCACCCGGCAUUGGUAUGCAUGUAGAGAUGCGCGACAGCGAUGAUAAGGUGAUUCUGUCGCGCGUUUACAGCUCGCAGGCCCGCUUGUUGAUUAUAUCGCACACUCCCGGGGAGCAUGUCAUCUGCAUGCAUUCCAACAGCACUGCCUGGUUCAAUGGUGCCCAGCUUCGAGUGCAUCUAGAUAUUCAGGUGGGCAAGCAUGCCAUCGACUAUGUUAACGUGGCACAAAAAGAGAAGCUAGACAAAAUGCAGUUGCGCAUACUCCAGCUGCUCAACCAGGCUGAACAGAUAAGAAAGGAGCAGAAUUAUUAUCGAUAUCGGGAGGAGCAUUUUCGUCACAUCUGCCAGAACACCAAUUCGAAAAUCUUGUGGUGGUCGCUUACACAGUCUCUGCUCCUGGCCUUCCUUGUCGGUAAUGGUAUGCGUGCGGCCCGGCUCUGGAAACCGGAGAAGCAACAGUUUAUGGGCGCGGUGACCAUCACAGACUUUUUCAAGAUCUUGCAAAUGUAUUAUAAAUCACUCAAUGCGGCCAUGAAGGAGCUGGAGAAUCAAAAACUGGACACAAAGUGCAGAGAGCUAGACAACCAGGUAAUGCCCAUGGUCACCAUAGGACCGGACGCUUCCCUUUUCGAGGCAAUCAAAGUUCUCAGGGACAGCAGCAUUCAACGACUGCCUGUGAUCAAUCCAGAGAAUGGCGAUGUCUUGUACAUUUUGACAGAAAAAAGCAUACUGACACUCAUGCUUUUGUAUAUUAACGCGAUACCACAGCCCGCAUAUAUGGAGAAAAGUUUGCGCGAUCUAAAGAUCGGCACAUACGACAACAUCGAGACCGCCGACGAGAAAACAUGUAUCAAGAUCGAAUCCCUGGGGCUCCUCGACAUUUUUGCUAAGUUUGAUUUGAUUAAUCCCACUACUGCGAAGAUCUAUAACGAUGUCGAUGUCUCGCUGCGCAAGGCGAACGAGAAUCGCAACGAGUGGUUCGAUGACGACCAAAAGUGUAAUCUGGACGAGUCGCUGUACACGAUCAUGGAGCGCAUUGUGUGCGCCGAGGUGAAUCGCCUGGUCGUUGUCGAUGAUCAGUGCAAGGUGAUUGGCGACAUUUCGAUCUCAGAAAUAUUGCUCUAUCUGGCACUGCGGCCGAGCGGUGGGGGUGUUGUCGGUUUGCAGAAUUCACUGCGUGUCUCCGAUCCGAUGAUGUUGCCCAAUAAAACACAUAAUUAACACAUAAUUACAGAGAUAAA